Messenger RNA from Agelaius phoeniceus (red-winged blackbird), 791 nucleotides. The record is from RefSeq and is a predicted model, not a curated record. Lineage: Eukaryota; Metazoa; Chordata; Aves; Passeriformes; Icteridae.
UCUGCAUGAUGAUCAUCAUUUCAAUGAAACUUCUUUUAACACUGUGUUUUGGCUGCUUAGCUACAGAUCCCAAAAAUUUAAGAGUCAUCCAAACACCAACAAAUAUAAAUCUAUCAGUUGGAGACUACACUGAAAUCACCUGUAUUUGGGAAAAAGCUGUUGAGAGGUGUAGAGCAUGCUGGUAUUUUGUUAAUCAAGUGAACAUCACUAAAAGUAUAUCAUCAAAACUUCUUUAUUUGUCCAACAUCACCCAUGAAAGCAAGGAUGUGCUCGUCAUCAAAUCUGCCAAUGUAAAUGACACUGGAUUUUACUACUGUGAGAUCAUUAUUGAAAUACCUUUCCUUAAAAAACUACGUGGCAAUGGGACAACAGUGAUUGUUGAAGAGAAAGCAGCUCACUCACUGAGAAGGAGAUAUUUGGAAUCAUGGGCCAUCCUUCCUUUUUUAGUGGCAGUGGGAAGCUUGUAUCUUUGCUACAAAAAGAAAAAGUACUCCACUCUAUCUGGAGGGCAAGAGCAGGAGCAGAGACUCGAGGUGGAAGAGCUUCAUGGGAGAGAUGAAUCCACCAGGGAAGCAGCUGAGGAAAACUCAUCAUCUAAUUCUGCUGAAUGGGCUGUGUCUCUGCUUUAUGAAUCACUUGAAAUUUUAUGCAAUGAAUCAGGAGGAAAAGAUGACAAAUCCACUGCAACUAUUGUGUCUAAUGGAGAAGAUGAGCAAAUCCCACAAACUAGGGCAGCUGAAAAGUCUGGAAUGAGACAAGGAUCUGCCAUCUACUUUGACAUUCAGAACUAA